CGUGACGUCAGCGGCUGCGUUGUUGCAGAGUCACUGCUGGUUCGACUGUAAACAAGCCGAGGACGGAGAACCGUCGGGACCUGAGUCCGAACAUCUGUGCGUCUUCACCCCGUAUUUAAUCACCGUUCGUGUCCGUCUGUGUCCUACUUUUUUACUGCCGGAAUUGCUCGUAUUGUCCCGCAGAGAGAGCCGCCCAACACCUUUGGACCCUGAGGCUAGCUUAGCUUAGCUUAGCUCAGCUUAGCUCUCGCUAGCCUGCCUGGCUAACCAACAUCUGAGGGCCUGUUCAGAGGAGAACCCCCUUUAUGCCCCGGGCACCCUCUUUUUCUGUUGUGACUGGAAUAUCCUGAACCCUGGGUGGCUGGUCAGAACGACCUCCUCCCACCAUGGAGGCAGGAGGGAAGGACUGUGAGGAGGAGACGCUGCAGAUGGCUUUCAAGAAGCUGAGGGUCGACGCUGAGAGUUUGCCCGGAGCUGUGAGCGUUUCGGAGGCAGUGACUUCCAGAGCACCAUCGCGAGCUUCUCUCGACACCAGCGGAGCGAAGCCCAAACUCGGCUGCCCCAAAGACAACUGGCACGGCUGCAUGAGGAAAACUUCCAGAGGAGCAUCCAGAACGCAGCGCCGUCGCAGGUCCAAGUCCCCCAUCCUCCACCCACCCAAGUUCACCUACUGCAGUUCCUCUGCAGCCUCUGCACUGUCGCCCCCUAGUGGCUGCCCGAAGCACCAGCGCCUGGCUGUGCCUGAGCCCGGUCCUCCUCAUCCUGCAUUGGAUGGAAUAACUGCCUCGCCUGUGGCCAUCCAGAAAGAGCGCACCUCUUCAGGCUCACCUGGGCACUUCCCUCCACUGGUUUUUGGAUCCUGCGCUGGUUAUGACAUGCAUAUUAGAGGUGUGGCUUCCUCACAGUCCUCACAAGAGCUCCCUGCUGUCAUCACUGCCACAUCCGGGCAGGACGGAGGGAAUUCAAGUGAGGACAGCAGCCUAGAGGGCAGCGAUGCCAGAGCAGGAGCAUCCUUGAGAUCUGGACCGGCAGAAGCUGCUGACUUCCGAGCUCUGUCUGAGCUCCACAGCGGCAAGUCGACAGAGGGUCCCCACACUGCCUGUUCCUGCGCACAGAGAAGCAGCUUGGAGUUGCAGGAAGAGGCCAAGCAGGGGGCAGAGUGUCAGUGUCAUCAUCAAGGCUGGAACGGUGUGGAAGUCUACUCCUUCACGGGCCUCCGCAACGUUAUCUCAGAGUGUGAGAGGAACCUGCCAAACAGCGACGAUCCGGCCAGAACUCUCAACUGUAACGCCGCUACGGCUUCGUCAUCUCCAGCGCUGUCAUCGGGCUCCCCUCGCUCCUGCUCGGAGCAGGCUCGUGCCUACGUGGACGACAUUACAAUAGAGGACCUUUCUGGCUACAUGGAGUAUUAUUUAUACAUCCCCAAAAAGAUGUCACACAUGGCUGAGAUGAUGUACACUUAGAGUCAGAUUUAUUAUUAUCAUUAUUAUUAUAUCAGAUAAGGAAAUAAUAAGACGGUAACAAGGGUAUUUUUUAUGGUAAGAUAAAAGUUGACCUUGGAGGAAAGUCGGGCACUUGUAGAAGAAAGAGCUAGGAAUAAAACUUUAAUGUAAAUGGACAAAGGUCAGCUACAACAUUAAAACCACUUUGAGGUUUGAUGCAGAUGUUAAGAUGCAGCAUCCUGCGGUGAAAGCUUCAUUCAUGUUGGUGAUAUUCCCCACAUACCACCCACACUGCCGCAACACAGAAACACGACAAAGAGCUCCGAGCUCGACCUCUGAGCUUCCCUCGAUCCUGGUCUGGUCGAGGGUCUGUGGGAACAAGCCCGAUUCACGGAAGCCCCACGGCCCAAAGCAUCCACCCCAGGAUUCCACGGACCACCAUUUCACUAGGAGGAUUGAAGCACAUCCUUGCUGACUCUCCCAUUCUUUCCGGGUUGACCUCGUUAUUUUUAGAUGCCCUUUCUUGGGGGGGAGGGUACACCUGCACAGGUCAGCACUCUGUCACAGGGCCAAUGCAGAGAGGCCAUUUGCUGUUUUUCUCUAGAAAUUUACGUAAAUUUGUAUGAAGAUUAAACGCUAUUAGAAAUAAAUAUUGAAUAGAUUUACUCUAAGUUUUGUGGCUUUAACGUCAGAGUCUAUACACACACACAGGCACAGUGUGUAGCGCCACAGCCUGACAACCCACAGCCCGAGGAACCGAGCGUCUGUGCCUGCAGUGUGGAGGAUGGUCUCGACUUUUGAAUGUUAGAACAGUAAUUUAAAAAAAAGACUUUUUCUUUCUGUCUUUCUUUGGUCUUAAUUUUUUCUUCCCUUGUUUCUUCUGAUGGCUGGUAGGAUGUUACGUGCUCCUACCACCAGGUGGCACUAACACAUCUAUAAGCUGUUUGCCAACUAGCAGGUUGUGAAAUGAGGGUGAGACUUGGUCCAAAAAUACUCCAAAAAUGAGGCUCAGAGCCUGAUGCCUCUCCAAGUGUAUUAAAUUCGAUUAGGCUUUCAUCCAAAUGGGCAGCACUGGAAAAAAAAAAAAACGUGCCACUGCGCUCACUCGGUUUUUAAAGAAGCUUUGUUUAUAAGUUUAAAUAAAAUUUUAAUUAGGAAACAUCCAUUAACCUCACUGACAGUUUUGAAGCAUGAAUGUUAGCAGGUGUGCAGACAGUAUCAGGCAGGUGGUUUUAAUGUUGUGGCUGAUGGCUGCAGAACAUUAACCGAUUUAACCCACAUUUAAAUGUUUCUCUUUGCCUUCCCCUCAUUUUUACUGAAUCUGACAAACACACGACAGCCAACUGUCUCUUUAGUUUCGCCUUUCUCUCACUUCCUUUGUUCGUGCUCUUUGGGUUUCUAGUUUUUUAUUUUUUUCAGUUUACAGAUGACGUUGCCAAAGCUCUUGGUGCUGGGUAUUGCAGAAGGAGAUGAGAGUAGGAAUAUGCAAACUUGUGAUGCCAAGUGUGAUUCUGUUUGUGGUGUUUGUGGCGACCUCAGGAGUCGCCUGUCUAGAUUUAAUUUCACUCAAUAAAGAAGCAAGAAA
Messenger RNA from Archocentrus centrarchus (flier cichlid), 3027 nucleotides. It is a transcript of the gene oser1, whose product is annotated as oxidative stress responsive serine-rich 1. The transcript is spliced from 4 exons. The record is from RefSeq and is a predicted model, not a curated record. The coding region runs from base 387 to 1463 and encodes 358 amino acids. Lineage: Eukaryota; Metazoa; Chordata; Actinopteri; Cichliformes; Cichlidae. Gene Ontology annotation, biological process: cellular response to hydrogen peroxide.